Onychostoma macrolepis is the source of this 4683-nucleotide messenger RNA. Its product is annotated as volume-regulated anion channel subunit LRRC8D. Bases 1076 to 3688 code for a protein of 870 amino acids. Lineage: Eukaryota; Metazoa; Chordata; Actinopteri; Cypriniformes; Cyprinidae. The record is from RefSeq and is a predicted model, not a curated record. The transcript has 5 exons. Gene Ontology annotation, molecular function: protein binding.
AACACUCAGUUUUCAGUUAAAGACAGUUCAUUAUUGAACGCGAUGUCAUCAUCCAGCUCAGUUCAGUUCAAAUAGAACAUGAAUCACUAUUUAUGAAAAUAAAAAUCCUUUUAGUUUUCACAAAUCUUUCAGUGUGUCUCAAUCUGAUGUGUGGGCUUGUUGUAAAUCCCCAGCGCGAGGGAACUAAAAAUGUGCAACAUGAUGAUAAACGGGGGUUUCCUACACAACUAACAUUGUUUUCACACUGCAAACUCUUUUUUUUUUCACUUUUCAAGUUACUUCCAGAAACUUGUACCAUGAUAACUGCGUUCUGACACCGUGCUUUCAAAAAAUGACCUUGUGAUUGAAAUUACACAAAGAUCUGUAAUUUUAACAGAAACAAAAUUUAAACAAUCAAAAUACAACACCUAGAACACACUAAGAACCACUUAUAUUUAGAAGUCUCAUGUAUGUAAGUGGCAGGUUAAUUUAGAAAGUGACAUUUAAAACAAACAAACAAAAAAAAGUAUUAAAACAGUCAAAAUGCAACACUUUACUCUGAUCAUAAGUGCAAUUUCAAGUAAAUUUAUUUGACAUAAGCACCAUUCAGGACAUAAUUUUAGUUUCCAUACAAAAGUCUCUAAAUCAUACAAUGACACUAAAUCAGAUUUUCAAGCACUAAAAUAUUAAGGCCAAACACACUUCAUCAUUUAAAAUGACUAAUUAGCGCCACCUACUGUGCACAUGUGCUGCAUUGCACUGAGAGGACAGUGAUCUUUCUCAAAGAUCUGACAAACUGAGUGAAUAUAUAAAACCUGACAUUUACAUAUAAGUUUCAUACUGUUUAUUUCUGUGUAUUUCUUACAAAUCCAGCAGCUUGCUGGCGUUUUAUAAUGUGAAUGCGGCUAUUGUGUGCAGGUUGUCAUGGAAACUUCAAAGCAGCUUCUGGGGCCCCUCUGUGUCGAAGUUAGUGAAGUUGGACACGUAUUGUAGAACAAACCGGCCUGCGCCGGACUUGAGUGCAAGAAAGCCAGGGGCUUACAGCAUGAAGGUUCAGCUUUAGAGUUGAAAACGUUGAGAGUUACAAUACAUCACUAUGUUCACACUGUCUGAGCUGUGGUCCGGCGGUGAGCGUCAGGGCAGUUAUAAGCUGCUGAAGCCGUGGUGGGAGGUCUUCAUGGACUACCUGCUGGUGCUCAUGCUGAUGGUGUCCAUCCUCGCCGGGACGCUCCAGCUAUCACGGGACGGAGUCGUUUGUGUCCCUGUACACUCCUCUUCUAUCAACUACAGCUCUCCCCUGGAGCUUGUGUCUGAUUCUGUUUUUAGAAGCACACCAGAGCCACCCAAGAUCCCUUUGAAGGGGCGACGUACCAACCUUGACUUCCAGCAGUACAUCUACAUCAGUCAGGUUUGCUAUCACGAGGCAUUGCCCUGGUACUCACGGUUUUUACCAUAUGUGACGCUGCUACAUACGUUAGUUCUCCUGGCCAGUGGCUGCUUCUGGUUCCACUUCCCGCUCACAUCUGCUCGCAUCGAGCACUUCCUAUCACUUCUCGCCAAAUGUUGCGAAUCGCCCUGGACGACAAGGGCGCUUUCUCUUACGGCCAAACUGGACACGCGCUUCUCUGAGACAGAACAAGCAGUGCAAGCCAAAGUUCAGGUAACACCUUCAUACAAAAUGCCCAAGUCAAGUCUGGACUCUGGAACAGACAGCCCUCUGUUGGCGGGGACUGAUAGUGUGUCCACUACAACGCAACCGUCUCCGUGUCCCUCAACGUUGUCUCAUUGCUCAACGCUUUCAGCUAUGUCACUCACAGAGCCGGUUAUGCCUGUGCAAGUUGUUCCGGACACUUCCAGACAGGGAGCCACGUUGGACCGCAGCGACAGAGAGCAGGCCAGAGCGCUGUUUGAGAGAGUGCGCAGGUUUCGUGCUCACUGCGAGAGUUCAGAUGUUAUCUAUAAGAUGUACACUGCUCAGACGGUGUUCAAGGUUCUGAAGUUUAUUCUGAUUGUGAGCUACACCACUCCUCUCCUGGGCUCAAUCUCCUUUAGUCACAUCUGCCAUCCUCGCUCUUCUGCUCUGACCGGCUACAGCGUCUUCCAGUGCAGUCACUCGCUGUCCUCCGUCCUGCGCAAGCUAAUGCAGGCCUACGUCUUGCUGCUCUUUCUGUUUGGUCUGCUGGGCAUCUAUGCCCUGUCCUGGAUCUUCCACAAGUCUUUGAGGCAGUACUCUUUCCAGAGUCUACGUGAGAAAGGAUCCAUGCUAGAUGUACCUGACCUUCAUAAUGACCUUGCCUUCCUCUUGCACAUGGCCGACCAGUAUGACCCUCUACUGGCCCAGCGCCUGUCUGUCUUCCUCUCACCGGUCAGUGAGACUCGACUGCUGGAAGAAAGUCUGGAGCGUCGCUGGGGAGCUGAUCGCUUGCGGUCAAUGAUCACAUCUGACCAGCAGGGACGCUCUCUGCUGCAGCUCGUGGCCCUUCCUCGCCUGCCAGCGGCCCUGUUCACCUUCAGCCAGCUAGAGGUGUUGAAGUUGGAACUUAUUGGAGAUGCCAAACUGACAGCACAGAUAUCUAACAUGACUGCACUCAAAGAGAUGCACCUUUACCACUGCACUGCAUCAGUGGAGCCUGCAGCACUGCAGCACCUUCAGGAACAUCUAGAGACUUUACAUCUAACCUUCACCCAAGCUGCAGAGAUCCCAGUCUGGGUUUAUUCCCUCCGCGGCCUGCAAGAGCUGCACCUCACCGGGAGGUUGAGCAAUGAGGGCGGGAUGGGGCGCGGAUGGGCCCUUUGCAGCCUUCGGCAACUGCGUCAUCUCCGCAUCUUAGUGCUGCGUGGAAUGCUGCAGAAAGUUCCAGGGGAGCUGAGCGAAUUGGCAGGGAGUCUGCUAAAACUGGAGAUAUAUAACGAGGGCACCAGGUUAUUGGUACUUACAGGACUGAGGCGUUUGACUGGACUGGCAGAAGUGCAACUGCAAGGAUGCCAGUUGGAGAGGCUGCCAUCAGCGCUACUGGCGCUUUCAGGUCUACGCAGUUUGGACCUGCAACACAACAGUCUGCGUACUCUAGAAGAGCUGUUAGGAUUGCAGCAUCUGCGGCGUCUGUCCUGCCUACGACUCGCACAUAACCGUGUUCUGGCUCUUCCGGCCAUUGUAGGAGUGCUGCGCUCACUGGAGCUCCUGGAUUUGGCACACAAUCAGCUGCAAAACCUACCUUUGGCGCUCUUUACGCUGCAUAAGCUGCGACGCCUGCUUUUGGCAGGAAACCUUUUGGAAGAGUUGCCAGCUGAAAUCGGAGCCUUGAAGCUUCUUAGCGAACUAGACCUGAGCGCCAACAGACUUGAACGUCUCCCCAAGGAACUGUUUGAAAGUUGCGUAGAGCUUCGCAACUUGAAUGUUGCGAAUAACUCUCUAGGGUCUUUGCCCACUGGUUUUGGUGGCCUGACUCAGCUUUCACGUCUGGAUGUACGGGGAAACAGCCUAGAGGAACUGUCGGUCGAGCUGGGGUGUUGUUUUGGGCUUCGUGGAGGCGGUCUGCUGGUGGAAAAUUGGCUGUUGCACACCCUACCUCGGCAGGUCAGGGAUAUGCUACAGCAGCCCAGCUCUUGCCCCUCUUCUGAACCUCCAUCACGACCUAAUUCUGACUGCUUUCCCACCUUUUCAGCUGCACAGUGGAGCUUCCACUCCGCACUGGAAUCUCAGAUAUAAAACAUUAGCUUUAGACUGAACUCAUGAACAAUAUCUUACUAAUAUUACUAAUGACGCUUUUCCACUGCAUCGUAUGGCACAGUACGGUUCGUUUAACUUUUGGGGGGUUUUCCACUGGGUACAGUACCUGGUACCUGGUACUUUUUUAGUACCACCUCGGCCGAGGUUCCAAGCGAACCGUACCGUUACCAAAACGUGACGUGUAAACUCUGCUGAUCACUGAUUGGCCAGAGAAAAUAGUCACUGCCUGCAUCACUGAACUUCCAAUACGAGACACAACAGACCCGCUAGCUUUAAAUCAGCACAGCCAGCAAAGGAUCGAACACAACUCUUUUGAACGAGCGCACCUUUUUUAACAACCAAAAAAUGGCUGUUUCGUUGUCUGUUGAGGAAGUACAGAAGUUCCUCUCGUUGAUAGCCGAGGAGCGGAUCCAGCGAGAGCGUGAUGGAGCGACGCGGAAUGAAAACGUUUUUCAGGAGUCAUGGCAGUAGAGGCGGCGCAACUAUAAUGACAUGUGAAUAAUCCCGCCCACUCUAAAGUGGUACUAAACUGCAGUGGAAACGCAAACUGAGCCGAGCCAUGCCGAGCCGAGUCGUACCACACAGUGGAAAAGUGCCAUAAAAUGAGUCUGGAAAAGCCAGUAUUUUGCCAAGAAGACUUUAAAUGUGACUCAUAAGGAUACACUGAUAUGACGACUGAAAAAAUUUUGAAACAUGUUUAUAUGCUUAACCGGGUAACUGUCUCUAGCCCAAUUAACCCAUUGUAAACCUUUCUAAUCAUCAUUUUGAAAAGCAGGACUCUAACUUUCAUAUUUGGUGACUGAUUUUUUCCAUUGAAACCUUGGCUACUUUUUAUGCCUAAAGUUCAAAAACAUAACAUCCAUUAUAAUUUUGUUUCUAAAAAUGUGUAAAUUCUCUCUCUCUCUAUAAUACUGUCAGAAUCUCCAUUCAUGACGGAAUGCAAACUAUGCAUGUAUGGUUGCUUUCUACAUGUC